Bombus huntii is the source of this 5908-nucleotide messenger RNA. RefSeq names its product dehydrogenase/reductase SDR family member 4. The record is from RefSeq and is a predicted model, not a curated record. Lineage: Eukaryota; Metazoa; Arthropoda; Insecta; Hymenoptera; Apidae. The transcript has 5 exons. Gene Ontology annotation, molecular function: carbonyl reductase (NADPH) activity. The coding region runs from base 4830 to 5648 and encodes 272 amino acids.
AGCACCAGUAAAUUGAAUUCACAUUAUACCGGAUCAUACAGAAUGUUGAAGUAAUUACUUCAAGAAGAUUCCACACCUUUCCUUUUGUAUAUCCGUGACCUGGAAACCGCCGUUACGAAGAGAAUAGAACUUAGUGGAAAAAAAAGUUCAAAAUAAUGACAAGUCCAUAUUAUUGUGCCCUUGAAUGCGAAUUUUGUUUUGGAUUACAAGGUCUAGAAACAAAAGAGCUAUAAAUAGAUUUCUAUUGCUGUUUCUUGUAGCUUUCAGCUAGAGCUACACACCGAGGUUACUUUUUUGUAAUGUCCUUUGCUAUAGAUAACACUGUAACAUGAGGAUCAGAAUCGGCAUACACUGUAUCUGUACUUAUACUGUUUCGACCGUUCGCAGAUAGACGCGAUUUCGAAGAAACGCGCCAACGGGAGUCGUAAAUUCCCGUUACGAUUUGAAUAAUCGACCCCUUAUUUUCUUUUUUUUUUUUUUUUUUUUUUUUUGGAAUAAUAAGGGUGGUCGAGUGAAUAUAACGCUGAUAUUAACAGGUUAAUAUAUACUCCCAAAGAUCCAACAACUUCAAUGUGAUACAAGGUUACGUAUAUGGAAUGACAAACUACGAAUGAGUACGACCUGAGACUCGCUUCGUUUUGGCGAUUGCGAUGAUGUAUCUUCUGUCGAUUGACUGUCUCCGACUUGGAGAUUCUGAUGACUUGACUUCUGGCUCCUGCUGUUCCUCGAACUAUGUUUUAACUCGAGUUGUUGUUAACUUACUGUUCGCUCUUAUGUUAUUACGGAGAAAAGCUCGGUACGAGUGUACCCUUUGAACGAAGAACGAACGAAGUUUACAUUUUCUGUCAAGAAAGUGGAGGUAACGAUCGCGAUGCCAAUUGGUUAUGACCCACGUUAAUGAAUGAAGAGAUGAGGAGGAAGCCUCCUACCAACGUAGCUCGUGGGUGAAAUGCGAAAUGCGAAAAUGUGCUUAGUACCUUGAGUCCAUGAUAAAACGAUAGCAAAGUAUCAGGAUAAACUGAAAGCUGCUUCCUUCUGGGAGAAUAAUCAUGACUCUCGUAUCAUUACCCCUAUCGAAUGCGGCAAUUAAUCGACGUAGAAGCAGCCCGGAAAGCUGCCAGGAGAACUUCUAAAAAUUUGAAGAUAAAUCACCGAAGAAAGUGGUUGCUUACUGUUAUAAUCCGAAUUAUUUUGAAAUGAAAUGUCAACACGCGCCUACAUUUCGAAAAUGAAAGAUCAACUUCAGGAUUUGAAGUUUUCAAAAAUAGGAUUGCUCCACCGUCUUGUAGCAAUGUAUCAACGAUUCUCGUGCUAUGAAAUGCCAAUAAACAGGCGAUGGGUCAGAACACGCGUUUGAAAUUUGAUUUCUCGAGUGUUUUGUAUCCGAUAUAGAAAGUUACAAGAAAAAAAUAUACACAAUCGAACAUAGAUAUCUUCCUUCCUUUCGGAAAUCGAUAUAACAAAUAAUAUCGAAUUUAAAAUUUUACCAAUUUUAUAUAACGCAUAUAAGCCAAUCGACGAAUUUAAGCCGUCCGCUUUUAAAUUAUUAAAGUAAUCUUUGCGCCGCCUAAUAUUACUUCAUUUAUUCACUACUCGACGCCAGUUAAUCGACGUAUAAUAUACUUGUAAAUUUCUAAAAUUUUGUAAAAUAUUAAAACUUAUAAAAUAUAGAAACGUCUAAAAUUUCAGGACACGAGAUUUCAAUAAAGAUAAAGUUUACGCACACCGUAACACUAGUUCAAUUAUAAAUUUUUCUAGACACGAAAGGUUCACACCGAAUAAAUUUUUUAAUAAACCUAUUAACGUUCCGAGAGAAUGUUAGCGAAAAUUGUUCGCCUCGUAUUUACUUCGCUACACAGAAAAUUCAGAAUCUCAAUGCCCGUGCUUAUUACUCGUAUAUUUAUAUUAUUAUAUUGCACUUCCGAAACACGAUCGUUAAUUUGCUUGUCGAAAAGUAGAGUAGGUACUUGAAUGUUGUUGCUUACAAUUCAAUAUUCCUUCGAUAUAAUAAUCCACUUUGGUGUUCAGUUCCUAAGCAAGCGUUUCCCGGAUCCAAGUUUCACGGAGUUUUCUCUUCGCGAACGUUUCACUCCACAGUGACAAGUGGUAGGUGACAAUAAACAAUUCAGGAUCUACCUAUCUAUUUCUGUAAUUAUCCCACUCUUGAUAAUAUAUGAAUAUGUAUAACACGGGUAGAUAAACACGAGAAAAGUAUAUUUUUUUAUCAUAGCAUAUAUUUAUGCAAACAUGAUAUUCAAAUAUGAUUACAUAUCCCCGUUACAUAUCAUCGUAUAUAACCACAUCAUAGUAUAUGAUGUAUAUAUGAUACGAUACGAGAAGAAGAAAUAUGUCCUUUGUCUAUAAACAAAAAAGAAGAAACAAAGGAAUAGACAAAACGUGACAUUGGAUAUUUGGCUUUUCUACGCAAUUUCGUCCUCAUACAUUCAACACAUUCAUACAACUAAAUUCGGCGAUAAAAUUAUUAACGUAACUUAAAAUUAAAACGCAAAUACGUAACAGAUAUUUAAAACAUAAAUCUCUCAAUCACACUGUCUAAUAAGUUUGUUUACGAUUUUCGAUGGGAUAUGCAAAUAGUUGUCAUAGUGCCACAUUUUCAGUGAUCGGUGGCCGAUAAUAUUAAUAUAAACAUGAAUAUUAAUCCUAGAUUAUAAAUUCUAACGAAACCGAAAUCGAUCUUGACGUCAUUGGGUCUAUGUGAUAAUAAAAAGUAAUUUAACGAGAAGCUGAGUAAUAUUACCAUAAUCAGUAAAGUAUAAGUGUUUUAUAGUUUUGUUUUGUUCAGGUGUCUAAUGUUUAAUGUAUUGCACAGAUACUUUUUGGAUUCAAAUUCCACUGAGACCAUGUCCCAAAUAAAAUUUAUGCAAAAUAGAUGUUGAUCGUGAUCUUUAAAGAUCUUUAAAUCCUUUAGAUCCUUUUGAACGCAUUUUUUUAUUCAAAAGGUCUCAAAGGAGUCAUGGGUCGUAACCCAACUGUCACUUCUUUUUUUUUUUUUUUUUAAAUGAUGUUAAAAUUCUAAUUACUCUUAAAUUGUAUUUACUUGCCAUGUGUUUACAUCUAUACUUAUAUUUAAUGAGAAAGUAGCGUGAUAUUUAUAAAACAGCAGGAAAUUGGCUCGUGAAAUGUAUCGAAAUACAGGACUAAUAGGAGACCCUACGUUCAGAAAGCAUUCCGUAACAAAUUCGCCACGUUCGAGCAUUUCAAAUGACUUCUUCGUUCCUUUUCGACGAGGAUUUUUACCGUUGGAUGCUACAUAAUCAACGAAAGAUUACUAAUGUUGACGGUCGAUGACCAAGAGAAGCUAAUGUUUCUCAGAAACGUGCUGCGGAAAUUUACUGUCCCUUUCAUUUCCCCGUAGACGUUUGAAAUUGAAAUUUUUAUAUCUUGCUGCUGGUGUUGAUACUCCAGAUUACUUUCUUUGCUCGUACGUCUCCUCUUUCGUUCCCCGCUAUAUCUUUGUUUGCGGACGCUCACGUCAAACUGAUGUCUCUCUUCUGUAAUUUCCCAGCAACAAUCGCCCUGCAAUUUUUCUAAUCUAUGGGCUGUUUCUUACUUUGUUGCCUGAGAGUUUUAGGCUUCUGUCGCUCCUGUCGGUGACAGGAGGCUUGCUGAGUUAUUAUGUUAUUGCUCUGUUAGUAUUAUGACUCGGGGAACUCUUUUUCCGAAUAUUCAAUUGCUUUGCUUAUCGCUAACGCCUCCACGGUGACGAUUGAUGCUUUAUUUCAAAACUUAUGAUAUUAUCUUCUCUCCGUUCAUCUUCUUGCUUUAUGCUAAAGUUAGCUCCAUUCGCAAUUCCUUAAUCCACCCUAGAUCUGUCCGUGUAAAUUUCUCUGCGUAACUGUUAUCUAUUAUGAUUUUCUUUCUCAAAUAUCCCUCUUCCGUAUUUAUCAAAAUUCUCCGAUUUUUUCUGAGUUAAUAUAUUAUGUAUAUGAAUUAUCCAAUAGAUUUUCCUUAUAUAUCAUUUGUAUGUAUAUUAUUUUCUCGUGUCUCUCUAUGUUUUUCUACGCUUGCGUCACUCUGAUCUAUGCUCUGUACUCUGAUUUUUUAUCAAAAUUAAUUGGUUAGCGAAGCUCUGGAUCACGUCUCCUAUCGUGCAACUCUUGUUCGAUCGUAGUUUUAGAACAUACUUUUGUGCUAGCAUGUUUAGUCUAUCCGACAAAUUCUUCAGCUCUUCCUGACAAACUCUUCCUGAGAUUCAGUAUCUCCUCGCUAUUCGUAGGUCUAUUUUUUGGGGUAUCUUCAAUUUCUUUUAAUUCUGUUGUUCCAUGAUACGUUGGAAGCGAAUACUCUUUUGCUUGCCUAAUAAGACAUUUAAUUCAGUUUAAUCACAGUGCUUGAAACAGCGCCCUUUGGAAUUCCAACGAUAUACAAGCGGUAAACAAUUAAUUUCUCUUUCUUAGGCAACUUACAAUUAAUUUAAUUAAUGCACGAUUUUGUUAUUCUUAUACUUAUCUAUCUCGGAUAGAAAAGUAGAUAUGAACUUUUUCAUAGAACCGUACAAGUAAAUAAGCUCUUGUAGCGUGGAAUUCGAUAAGUUCUUGCCUAUGCUAGUGUCCAAUCAAACCAGAUAGAUUCCUAACUUUAAAUUGAAAUACGUAGGUUCUUGUAUAUGCUAGCAUGCCACUGAACAGGGUAAAUCUUUAAUUUUAUAGGUUCUUGUAUAUGCUAGUAUGUGCCAUCUUCAGUAUUUGAUCGCAUGGUGCAGCACUAUCCAGGGAAAAACAAUAUCACGAACGUGAGAACUUUCAACGCAAUCGGCAGGUCAAAGUAUCAUUUUUGUAAAAUUCGUUUAAAGUUUUAUUCCUAAAAUUAUGUUGCGUUCUCCAAUAAGUCAAACCAUACAGCAAGUUAAUCGCAAUUUUUCAAAAAUAAAAUGUAAACGACUAGAAGGGAAAGUAGCUAUUGUUACAGCAUCAACAGAAGGUAUUGGUUUUGCAAUAGUAAAACGUUUAGCUGAAGAAGGUGCUAAAGUAAUGAUUAGCAGCCGCAAAGAAUCAAAUGUAAAAAAGGCUGUAGAACAACUUAAAUCUGAAGGUUUAAAUGUUUGUGGUACCGUAUGUCAUGUGGGAAAAAGUGAAGAUAGAAAAAAUCUUCUUAAGAACACUGAACAAGAAUUUGGUGGCUUAGAUAUUCUUGUAUCAAAUGCUGCCACAAAUCCAGCACAAUCUACAUUUUUUGAAACUUCAGAGGAAGUAUGGGAUAAAAUUUUUGAUACUAAUGUUAAGAGUACAUUUCUUUUAUUACAAGAAGCCUUACCGCUUUUAAGAAAGAGUAAAUCUGCAUCGAUAAUUCUUAUAUCUUCAAUAGCAGCAUAUACACCAUUUACUUUACUAGGUGCAUAUGGUGUUAGUAAAACUGCAUUGUUAGGAAUAAAUCAAGUAGCUGCUGCUACUCUUGCACCUGAAGGAAUUCGUGUCAAUUGCAUAGCACCUGGUAUUAUAAAGACUAAAUUUUCACGAGUGCUUUAUGAAGGUGAGGCAGGAGAAGCUGUAUUAUCGACAAUACCAAUGCAAAGAUUUGGUGAAUCAGAUGAUAUAGCAAAUGUUGCUGCAUUUUUGGCAAGUGAUGAUGCUUCAUACAUUACUGGUGAAACUAUUACUGCUGCUGGUGGGAUGCGAAGUAGACUUUAAAUAUUGUUAAUGAAAUUAUUAUAAAUUAUUAAAAUUGUAAUCUAUUUUAUUAAAUAUUCCAUAUAGAGUUUUAUAGUUUUGUACAAGAUAUAUAUUUGUAUAUAUAUAAGAAGAUAUUGUUAUGAUAUGGUUUAACAAUAGGUUACAUUUACAUAUUACUAAUGUGCAAUGGAAAACAUGAUUUUAUAUUUUAUAAGUAUGCGAUUUGCAUUAAUACAUGCAACGUUUAUACAAUAAAAAGCAAAAUUAUUCAUUCCCAA